Molecule: messenger RNA, 825 nt
Organism: Benincasa hispida (wax gourd)
Lineage: Eukaryota; Viridiplantae; Streptophyta; Magnoliopsida; Cucurbitales; Cucurbitaceae
Source: RefSeq, a predicted model, not a curated record
AUGGAAUUAGGAUCAAACAGUCUUUCUUCAUUGGCUCCACCUGUGUUUGAUGGUGAAAACUACCAGGCAUGGACUAUCAGAAUGCAAGCUUACAUGGAGGGUUGUGAUUAUUGGGAAGCAAUUGAGCAAGACUAUGAGAUUGCUCCACUUCCUGAUAACCCAACAAUACAUCAGAUCAAGACUCACAAGGAAAGGGUCACCAAGAAGGCAAAAGCUCGAGCUUGGCUAUAUGCAGUUGUGUCUCCUGCCAUGUUCAACAGAAUUAUGGCCUUGAAGUCGACAAAUGAGAUCUGGGAGUUCCUCAAAAGUAACUAUGAAGAGAAGGGAUUCAAUGUGUUCUUUGAAGAAGGAAAGUGCUUCAUUUCUAAUUCCAUUGGGAAUGAGGUGAUCAAAAUAAAGAUGCAACACAAGAGCUUCUCGUUGGAUCCACUCGAGAAGGAGCAGAUACCUUUCAAGUGUCAAGUAAAUGACAUAGAGAUAUGGCACAAGAGGUUAGGGCAUUUUCAUCAAAAAGGAUAUGCACAAGUCUGGGGAAUUGAUUUUUCUGAGACUUUUGCACCAGUUGCAAGAAUGGACACAAUCAGGAUGCUACUUGCUGUGUCAGUCCAGCAUGGAUGGAAGGUGUAUCAGCUAGAUGUGAAGUCAGCAUUCCUAAAUGGAGUGUUAGAAGAAGAGAUCUAUGUUGAGCAACCAAACAGAUUCAUUAUACCAGGACAAGAGCAAAAUGUUUAUUUGUUGAAGAAGGCUCUUUAUGGGUUGAAGCAAGCUCCUAGGACAUGGUACAGCAAGAUGGAUGAUCACUUGCUGAAUCUAGAUUUUGUGUGA